Molecule: messenger RNA, 3576 nt
Organism: Schistosoma curassoni
Lineage: Eukaryota; Metazoa; Platyhelminthes; Trematoda; Strigeidida; Schistosomatidae
Source: the annotation of a GenBank genome assembly
AUGAAUGAAUCUUGGAACCUUUUUAACACAAGUCCAGGUUCGCCUACACAGCCAAUUUCUAAACGACAGUACCGGCUUGCCCACCAGACGUUGUGUAUCACCCACAUUGACUUCGAGCAACGUUUGAUCGUAGGUUUUACUCAGUUAGUGAUAUGGCCUAUCACACCAACCUUGAGACGUAUUCACAUAAAUUGCCGUCAGUGUCGUAUUCAUCGCAUUUUAUUAGAAGCAGCUGAUAAUGAGUCUGCAGAGUUCGAAAGUGAUCGAAAAGGGCGGAGUUCGAGUUGGGGUAUUUCGAAAACCAAAUUAAUCCCAUCGCCAACUGAUCUCCCUAUCCUAUAUACUGAUCCCACCUUAGAAAUUUGUGAACGUGAUAUUAAAUUGAGAACUUUGGACAGCUUUGAACGCCGAUAUAACUCCGUUGUAAUGUCAACCGAUCCGGAUGAAGAUGCAGGUGAAGUAACAGUUCGAUUACCUUCAGAUUUCUGGCCGUUAAUUUCUCAAAAAUCUCCUUUUAUAUUAACCAUAGAAUUUUCUCUUAAUAAACCCAAGUCUGGAUUUUAUUUCGUUGUUCCUGAUGGAGAAGGAUCGUUAAGUGAACGUGGAGUACAUGCAUUUACAGCUUUUACACCAAACUGUUCUCGUUUAUGGUUUCCUUGUAUUGAUUGCUCGGAACCAUGUACCUGGAAAAUUGAAGUGACAGUGUUCGAAGAUUUAGUUGCUGUUGCCCCUGGAGAGUUAAUAGAUGCUCCAUACUACACUGAAGAUUUAACACACAAAACCUACCACUUUUAUGUCUCCCAACCAGUAUCAGCCCCUUGUAUUGGACUGGCUGUUGGGGCUUUUGAGAUUUUUCCCGACCCACGGCUCUCCAACGGAGCAACACACUUCUGUCCGAAUGGACUAUUAAACCUUUUACAAUACACAAUAUCUCCUCUCUCCGAAAUGAUCGAAUAUUACGAGUCUAUAUUGGCGUCACAGUAUCCGUUUUCCACGAUAAAAUGUGUAUUUGUAGAUUGUGCUUUUUCAAAAUGUCAGUCAUUCGCUUCUUUGAUUAUUCUCUCUCUUGAUCUACUGCACUCGCCAAGUGUUAUUGACCAAGCGAUCGAAACACGUAAAAUAUUAUCAUUAGCUGUGGCCCAUCAGUUCUUCGGGUGUUUUCUUAUCAUGGAGACGUGGUGUGAUGCUUGGCUUACAUACGGUCUAGCAGGAUACUUAUCUGGUCUGUACCAAAAACGCGUCUUUGGAAACAACGAGUAUCGUAAAAUUGUUCUUGAUGAAAUGCACUUCGUAACAGAGUUCGAGAAUAUGAGAUAUGGGAUUGUACUUGAUCCAUCAAAAUUGACUUCAAAGUUAACCUAUUUUGAUUUGAGCUCAUCCCAUCUGAUAUCACCGGAUUAUUUAUCAGCCUAUAAGAAAAAAUCUCACUUAGUUAUUCGUAUGUUGGAAUUGCGAUUGGGACAACCCGUAUUGCUUCAAGUUCUUAACAAGCUGCUUGUACUUGCUCGACUUUCGACUAAAUCAAUCCUCUCUUCUACAGAUCGAAAUCAGAGUCUGUCGGUCGGAUUAGAUGGAUGUGGGAGAAACGAAGGUGAUUCUGUUUCGGUAACUUCAAAUACUCAACCUCAACAAAAUCCUACAGUUCCUCCCUGUAUGUCAGAUGAACAUAGAGCCAAUAUUCUCCUAUCUACAGCUUCAUUUCGGAGGAUUAUUUCUAUGGUUACAGGUCAGGAUAUCCGAAAUUUCUUAAAUCAGUGGGCUUGUCAUGCUGGUCAUGUCAGGAUAUUUGCUAAGUUUCAUUUCAACCGUAAACGGAAUGUUGUAGAAUUAGAAUUGAAACAGGAUCUACAAUCCAGAGGGACUCUGAAUUAUACUGGACCAAUUACAGUUAUGCUCCAAGAAUUGGAUGGAGCGUUUAUACAUACUUUCAAAUUAGAAGAAGGCCGUAUGUCUCGUGAUUUACCAUGUCAUUCCAAAAGUCGAAAACAUCGUAAAAAGAAAAUUUCGUUAGCCAAUGGCGAUGAAGUUGAUAUGGAUUUAGCUCGUAUUGAUCCAGAAUCACCUUUACUCUGGCUUCGAAUAGAUCCAGACUUAGCUAUUAUACAUGAUAUUCACGUUGAUCAACCAGACUUUAUGUGGCAUCUUAUGUUAGCUCAUGAUAGGGAUUGUCUCGGUCAACUGGAAGCAGUAAAUGCUCUCAAAGAUUUUGCUUCUCCUGAAACGCGUCAUGUUUUAAGUAAUAUUAUUUUAAAUGACAGAAUUUUUUAUCAUGUUAGAAUGGAAGCAUGCUUUACAUUGUGUCAUGUUGUGAACGAACUGAGUACUCUCAGUAACAACCCUACAGCAGCUUCGGCUACAGUAACUUCUUGUUUGUUGCCAAUGUUUUGGCAGUUGUUUAGUUCACCAGCAGCUCGUGGUUUAAUUCGUCAGAAUAAUUUCUCUAAUUUACAACUUUAUUUUCUUCAGAGAGCUAUGGUCAAAGCUUUGUCAACUUUGCGUGUGCAACAAGUCUGCCCUCAUGAUAUACUGAUUUUCAUUAGUGAUUUAUUAAGGCAUAAUGAUAACUCGCGUAACCCAUAUUCUGAUAGUUAUUACCUUGCCGACCUUGUAAAGGCAAUGAAAGAUACUCUGACACCUGCAAUUAUUGUUCGUGGGGUAAUGUCUGCCUCGACACUACCUUUUGAAGCCCGUACUGUUAUCGAAGAAGUUUCUCAUUUGUUAAACUUGGAAACAGAAACAAUUAGUUAUAAAGGUACUGUAACCGUUGUCUGUUUAGCAGCUAUAAGACGGCUACAACGACUUGGAUUUUUACCCAUAGAUCCAAGUUUGUUUUACCAAUAUGCUUUGUCAAACUUUUAUUGUGAUAUCAGAGUAGCAGCAAUCGAAGCUGUUGUGGAUUAUAUCAGAGGUGAGAGAGAUCAGUCAGCAUUAGACUGGCUCUUUAGCAACAUUAUAGAACGAGAAGAUGCCAGUGACGCUUCAUAUGUUCGCCUACGCUUUGAAGCUGUGCAGUUAUUACUACGCAUGCCACCAUUUCAACGUGGUGAGUCGGGUAGUCGAUUAGAUACUCCUCAAUUAGUUGAAAGACUUUGGACACUGAUGAAUUAUGGAUGCACCGGUGAUCCACGACUUAGAUGUGCAGUCGCUGAACUCUACUACACACUUUACGGUAAUCGUCGCCCAACUUGUCUUCCUCUUCCAGAAGGUGUGCUUUUAGUGAGAGUCAAGGAAGGGAGAUCUGUACUUAAUAUAUCUGAAAACAAUUCUAAAGCUAGUGAAAUAGACUAUACUGAUGAACUGAACAAAUAUAAAUCUGAAUGCUUCGGUAGAGGAAUUCCUCCUUCGAAAAUGCAUCCAGAAUAUGAAGAAUUAGAAGAUAACUACUCGGAGUGUGAGAUGUUGCACGCAAAUACUAUGAAGUUAGAAAGAGAUUCAAUCCAACGCCCCACAGUGUCAGAAUUCAAUCCUCAAUUUGAUCUAAAGCGAAGCAGAACUGGAAAUUUCUCAGAAUUGAAUGAUUCGUCGAACACUUUCAAAAGGCGAACUGAACGUCUAAGUGAUGAUGAAGAUGAUUAA